CGCGGGCGGCAGCAGGAGCUCAGGGCGCCCCGGCCCCCCGCGCCGCCACCGGCGGCCCCAGCUCCCGGCCCCGCCGAAGUUCCCCGCGGUGGCCGGGGCGGCGGGAGCGGGUCUCCCUCCCCAGCGUCCCCGGGGAGCGGGCCCGCCCGCUUCGGGUCCCGCCGGCAGCCGCUGCCUUCCGGGCCGGGACAGCCGCCUCCCGCGGGAGCGCACAAAGCCGGAGCCGCCGCGCUGCCCGGGCGGCCGCCCAGCAGGAAUCCCUUGAAGCUCGCUCUGGGAAUGGACAGCUACCUCCAGUUCUGGAGGAGAGCAGUGCCAAUUGAAGAAGCCUUCAAGGCAAGUCAAGUGUGCUGAGAACUCUUGGUGGAAGAGUAGGGGAAGGGGUGACCUUCCAGGCCAACAGCCAUGCCUUUCGGGCUGAAACUGCGACGGACCAGACGCUACAAUGUCUUGAGCAAGAACUGCUUUGUGACAAGGAUCCGUCUGCUGGACAGCAAUGUGAUAGAGUGCACCCUGUCCGUGGAGAGCACAGGGCAGGAGUGCUUGGAAGCUGUCGCUCAGAGGCUUGAAUUACGUGAGACGCACUACUUCGGCCUUUGGUUUCUCAGCAAGAACCAGCAAGACCGCUGGGUUGAACUGGAAAAGCCUCUGAAGAAGCAGCUGGACAAAUUUGCCAAUGAGCCUUUGCUUUUUUUUGGGGUAAUGUUCUAUGUGCCCAGCGUUUCCCGACUGCAGCAGGAGGUGACAAGAUAUCAGUAUUACCUACAAGUGAAAAAGGAUGUUCUUGAUGGCCGAUUACUUUCUUCAUUGGAGCAAGGAAUUCGACUAGCUGGUUUGGCAGUGCAAGCGGAUUUUGGAGACUAUAAUCAGUUUGAAUCUCAUGACUUCCUCCGAGAAUAUGUCUUGUUUCCUAUGGAUUGGACCCAGGAUGAAGCUGUCUUGGAGGAGCUGACUCAAAAGGUUGCUCAGGAGCACCGAACUCACAGUGGUAUUACAGCAGCAGAGGCUGAGCUAAUGUACAUCAAUGAAGUGGAACGCCUUGAUGGUUUUGGACAGGAAAUUUUCCCUGUGAAGGAUAAUCAUGGAAAUGACACACGCCUUGGUAUUUUCUUCAUGGGUAUCUUCAUAAAAAACAGAAUUGGAAGGACAACUGUGAUUUAUAGGUGGAAUGACAUUGGGAAUAUAGCACAUAACAAGUCUUCAAUUGUUCUAGAGUUGAUCAACAAAGAAGAGAAUGUGCUCUUUCACACAGAUGAUCUUGAAAAUGCCAAAUAUAUUUCACGUCUGUUUGCAGCAAGACACAAGUUUUACAAACAGAAUAAAAUCUGCACAGAACAAUCAAGUUCUCCUCCCCCUAUACGGCGACGGCCCACUUGGAGUAGGUCAUCCUUGCCAAGACAACAUCCUUUUAUACUGCCUCCUAUGCAUGUCCCGUGUGGCGAACACUACACUGAAACACAUAAUUCACAAGAUAGCAUUGUCCAUGGAAAUGAAGAAACUUUCUACUGUAGGUCUCAGACCAGUUUGGAUAGGUGUCCAAUGGACUUCAGCUACUUGAAUGGUAAUGGACCCAAUGGGAGCGUAUGUAGCGCCCACAGCAUGAACUCCCUCAAUCGCUCACAGAACUUCAUCCAGGCGUCACCAAUGUCCUCAAAUCUGAGCAUCCCUGGAAGUGACAUCAUGAGAGCAGACUAUAUCCCCAGCCACAGACACAGUGCAAUCAUAGUACCAUCUUACCGGCCAACUCCAGAUUAUGAAACUGUCAUGAGGCAAAUGAAGAGAGGGGUGAUCCAGAUGGAUAGCCAAAGUCAGUCUUUGAGGAAUCUCAAUAUUGGAAACACACAUGCUUAUAACCAGCCGGAAGACCUAGUUUACAGUCAGCCUGAGAUUAGAGAGAGACAUCCUUACACAAUUACAUACGGGCCCCAGGGUGGUGGCUAUAACAAGCCCGUCGCCCCGACUGACCAAAUGAACCCUAAUAAUGCUGCUCAAAAUAAGACAGCAGCCAGUGCCAUAUCCCACACUGUCAGCACACCAGAACUGGCUAACAUGCAGCUGCAGAGCAGCCAGAGUUACAACACUGCUCACAUGUUAAAGAACUAUCUCUUCAGACCCCCACCUCCAUACCCGCGCCCACGUCCUGCCACUAGCACGCCAGACCUGGCAAGCCACCGGCACAAGUAUGUCAGUGGGAGCAGUCCCGACCUGGUCACUCGCAAAGUCCAGCUCUCAGUAAAAACCUUCCAAGAGGACAGCUCGCCAGUCAUCCGUCAGUCGCUGCAGGAGGUCAGCGAGCCCCUCAUGGCAGUGAAGCACCACAGCGCUGUGAACAAGCGCCAUAGUUUAGAGGUCAUCAGCAAUAUGGUACGUGGUAUAGAAGCCAUGGCAUUAAAAACUUUAAAUGCCCCGCUGCCACGCAGGAACACUUUGCGGGAGCAGGUGCAGUCAGAAGAGUCGGUUCAGAUGGGGCACGAUGUUCAGCAGGUUCCUCAUUAUCAUCACAAAAAGACAUUCUCUGAUGCCACGAUGCUGAUACACAGCAGUGAAAGCGAAGAGGAAGAAGAAACCCCAGAAUCGGUGUCGCGGAUAACAGCCCUCCAUGAGAACAUGGAGUACAGUGCUCAGCUGCAAGCUGCCUUGGCUAGAAUACCAAAUAAACCUCCUCCAGAGUAUCCUGGGCCUCGUAAAAGUGUCAGCAAUGGAGCCCUGAGGCAGGACCAUGUUAGCAUUUCUGUGGCCGUAGCCAGGGCCAAAGCCAUGAGGCCAGGGCCUUCCAAAGCCAUUAGUGUCUCUCGAACUGAUCAAAUGGCAAUAAAUGGGUCGUCACUCGGGCCCUCUAUCUCAGAGCCUGACCUCACGAGUGUGAAGGAGCGGGUCAAGAAAGAACCUGUCAAGGAAAGGCCUGUGUCUGAAAUGUUUUCUAUUGAGGACAGCAUUAUAGAAAGAGAAAUCAUGAUGAGGAAUCUAGAAAAGCAGAAGAUGGCAGGCCUGGAGGCCCAGAAGAGGCCCUUGAUGUUGGCAGCACUGAACGGACUCUCAGUUGCUAGGGUUCCAGUGCCGGAGGACAGCCAGGAUGAAGUCGCCAAGGUGCCAAUGGAUGAGAGGUGCAAAAUCUUGAAGAGGAAGUUGGAAGAGGGGAUGGUGUUUACAGAAUAUGAGCAGAUUCCAAAGAAAAAGGUAGAUGGAGUCUUCACCACUGCUGCCUUGCCUGAAAACGCUGAGCGCAACCGCAUCAGGGAGGUCGUUCCUUAUGAGGAGAACCGAGUAGAGCUGGUGCCAACCAAAGAAAAUAAUACAGGCUACAUCAAUGCUUCACACAUAAAGGUUACUGUAGGUGGAGAGGAGUGGCACUACAUUGCUACCCAAGGCCCUCUGCCACACACGUGCCAUGACUUCUGGCAGAUGGUGUGGGAACAGGGGGUGAACGUUAUAGCCAUGGUCACAGCUGAGGAGGAGGGAGGAAGAAGUAAGAGUCAUCGUUAUUGGCCUAAACUGGGCUCUAAGCACAGCUCAGCCACUUAUGGGAAGUUCAAGGUGACAACCAAGUUCCGCACAGACUCUGGCUGCUAUGCGACUACUGGUCUGAAGGUUAAGCAUCUUCUCUAUGGACAAGAGAGGACAGUGUGGCAUUUGCAGUAUACUGACUGGCCAGAUCAUGGGUGUCCAGAAGAAGUCCAAGGCUUUUUAUCUUACUUGGAGGAGAUACAGUCAGUGCGUCGCCACACCAACAGUGUGCUGGACAGCAGCAACAACUGCAACCCUCCUAUCGUGGUUCACUGCAGCGCAGGGGUAGGGAGGACCGGAGUGGUUAUCCUAACAGAACUGAUGAUCGGGUGCUUGGAGCAUAAUGAAAAAGUGGAUGUUCCUGUGAUGCUGAGACACCUGCGGGAGCAGAGAAUGUUUAUGAUCCAGACCAUAGCCCAGUACAAGUUUGUCUAUCAAGUGCUCAUCCAGUUCCUGCAAAACUCCAGACUUAUUUAAUCUUUUCAAACAUCCCAGACCCAGCUUUAUGGAUCUGACUGAACCUUACUGAUGAACAAGGGGAACUGCCUUGACAACACUGUGUGCAUAUGCUGCACAUUUUAAAGUUGUCUUGAAAGUAAGGAAUUAUUCUUUACUAGAGUCUCCCAUGGAUUAUUUUAUACAACAUAUAAUUUAUUUUUUCUUGGAAUAACUUGUGAAUUACUUUAAUAACGUGUAAAACUUAUAGUGACCUUCAAAUUGAACCACAUUUGACAUGACUGGUCUGCAUUGUAACAUGUCCAUAAGGAAAGCAUUCCUUUGUAAAGGUAGUUUACUGGCUUUUGUUUUGCUGCGCAGCUUCUGAAAUGAACAGUUAUUUGGCAGUGGGCUUUUUCUCAUGUAAGAACACUUUGGACCCAGGUAUGUGGCUUCUGUGGUAAAAACAGGACCUGCUCGAUGUCAGCUACAGCUCUGUACAAGUGGAAGCUGAGGGAACAGAGUCCUGGAGCACGGAGACCUGAGGCUCUGCACAUGCAGCAGGGCACGUUACAGAGGGCUCAAACACAGGCCGUUGUGAGGGCACAGAGUUUUGGGUGCUGAACUGUUCAAAUUUCACAAGAAUUACGGUUUUAGAGUAGUCCUUGAAAAAGGCACUAUCAGAGCUUUUAAAUGAGGCCUUUGCUACUGUCUGCAGUCCUUGAAGGGAUUCAGAGGAGUCGCAGCAGUGCAGCGUGAGGUGCGGUGACCCAGAGCAGCAGGCUGAGGUCGGUGAACGGGUCUUUCUGGUAACUGUGGUGGUUGUGGGUUGAACAGCACAGGAAUUUCAACUAAAUGCAACUGAAAAAAGCCCUGCUCAAAUCAAGCACCUUCUCCUGAAUUACACUGAAAGCUUGAUUGCCUUGAGGCUCACCUCCUGUAGAAAAGGAAUCUCAUUUAAGUUGGGCAUCUCCAGUUGCCUUAGUUUCACAUGUGAACUGUUGUCAUCAGCACUGUAAUCAUUUUACCUUCUAGUCAUUUCAGCUUUGUCAAAAUGAUUGACAUGGUCUUCCCUCCAUAUCAGAGAUCUCCAAAUAGUGACCCUUGAGAGCUUUAGCUCAGAGUCUUUCUUGAUUCUUCCCGUCAGUGCCUCGUGGUUUAAGAAAAAUCUGGAGCAGUCUUUCAUUCUGUAUUGGCAAACCCCAUUUUGUUAGGGUGUUUUUGUAUUAAAUUGCACAGAUCAUCUCUUUUCUUGGUCUAGUCACUUCGGAUUCUCCCUCCUAUUUAUUAUUACUAUUUUAUCCUGGUAGCGUUUGGGAUUCCAGUUAGGAUUAGGAGGAUGUUGUAUAAAUACAUAAAGGAGAAACAGUUCUUGCCUGAAGUUUACAACCCAAACAGAAAAGGGAAACAGACCUCCUCCACUACGUAACUAGGGCACAGAUUCUUAACUGACUUGCCCAUAGCCAACAAUGAAAUCUGUGACAGAGCUAAGGAAAAAUCCCCGUGUCCUGUAUCUCAGCAGUUAGUGCUCUCCUCCUCCCUCUUCCUCAUCCUCUGCCUCAGCAUUGUCUGGCUGUUCUGCACAAGGCAGUGCAUAUCCCCUUCUCUAAACUGUUUAUUUCACUGGAGUAAAUAGUGUUAUGGAUUAUCUUGCAGCGUGUGCAUGGAAGCAUUUACUUAAAGCUAUUUAGAAGUGAUAGCAACUGCAUUUAUAAAAAAUACAGAAAGGGAAAAAAAAAAAAAAAGCUUUAGUAAGUUGUGGUGGGACUCUUACGCUUAUUUCUGGUGUAAGAGAUGGAAAGUUCCUGCACUGAGGUCGCCCCCCUCCUCAUGCUGACUCCUCUUUCCCACCUCUGCAUGCUGCCACCGUCCCCGAGCAGUCCAACACUCUCCGACUCAGCAGUCCUGUCCGAUUGCUGGAGAAUGGAUCAGGAGAGGAGCCUUGGAGGUCUCCGGUCCCAGCCCUGCUCACCCCACAGCGAACUUUAAACUUGGGCAGGCUUGCCCAGGAUCCAGUUUAAGAAAUCUCCCAAGGGUGGAGAUUUCACAGCCUCUCGGGGCAUGGGAUGCAACGCAGUUACUCUGCCAUGAUGAAAAUGUCUUUCUUGGUAAUCCUCUCCCAGGUUAAAUUUAAUCUCUUAGUCCCAUCACUGCUUUUCCAUUGCAUCCCUGCCUCUGAACCCCUGGUCAACGUACAGAGGCCUACGCCUACAAGCACUCCCAACUUCAGCACCGAAGGGACCGACACACCUACCUUUCCCUAAAAUCAGCGGGAGCUUAAGCUAAGGCUCUGUACCAGGAUGUGUCUUAAAUUAAAACUGCGCUGUGCUGAUUUGGUGCUCUGCAAUACAGGCCAAACGAGGUGACAAGGAUUCUGGUGGAGACUUCUAGCUACCAACAAAUGCUGAGGAGUUAUGUAGCUGUUAAUAUCUUGACCAUGUUCCUUUUAAGGAUCAGUUGAGUUUUCAGUCAACUUCAGCUUUCCUCUAAUUUCUUCUGCUACUGCCAACAUAUCUCUUACUAAAUUAGCAGCAACCAUUUAAAGUCUUUUCAGCAGCAUCUGCAUGAUAAUUACACAGAGAUGCUUUAUAUCUGGGAAACAAGCCAAGGAAUAAACCUUGAAGCAAAGUGUAUUAAAUUAGUUAUCUCAUUAUAACUUUUUGAGUAAUUUCCUAAUGAUGAAUUAAGUUUGAACUCAGAGCUGUCAAGUCCCAUUGCUCCACUUGGAUGUGAGAAGUUGAAAAUCAGGAGGGAAAAGAAUCUGUUCCUCUGUCUUAUUAUUCAGUUCUUCUUGGCUGAAUGUAUACCUCUGUUUCUACAGGGAGCCCAGGAAAGUUAUUGCGUAGGAGAAUAUAAAGAGCUCUGUUUGAAAGGAAGAAAAUUAAGCAAAUGGGUUUUUUUAUGCAAAGAUGCAUCGUAGGUGUCUUAGAAAAAUACUAAUUAUAAAAUGGCAUCAAAAAUCCUUUCCAAAUUAAGUCAGUGCCUAUUAAUGAGCCAAGUAAGUGGCCAUGUAGUAAACAGUCAUUUCCAAUUAACUCCUAACGUGGCUGGUUCGGAGGCCAAUGUGACUCACUUUUUCCCUUUCGUUGUCAAAGAAUGGCAAUUUUAAACUUUUCUUUUCAUCUGACUUCUAUGUAUUUUUUCCUGCUAGAUUUUAUCUUGAGUAGAUCGGCUAAUACUGUGAGUGAGCUGGGCUGGUGCACGUCUUCAGAGGUUCUUUUCCACUCCAGCUUGCAACCAAACCUCAGCAUGCUGAUGUUUUAUGAUUGCAAUGUGAUAGGGCAAAUGUUGUAGGGCAAAACCUGAACCUUCUGACUUUGAACCUGUUGUAGUUUUAUCAGGCCAAAAUUGCUUGGGCAGUAUUUCCUAACCUUUAGGGAGUGACAGGAAAAUGCAUUUUUGCAUCCAAUUUUAUUAGUCAUAGCAGGAAUGAAAGCAUGAGACUUAAAGCAACAGUACUGUUUAGUUUCCGUCCUGCAGACUUUAACGGCAGAGUCCUUAAGCAGAAAAGGAGGACAGUUUGGAGUUGCUGUAUGUUGUCUUGCAUGUUGGUUGCGUUUUUUUUUUAAAAACAUCAAAGCAUGACGGUAGGUUCUAAGAGACCUGUUUCAUCCAUUUGGAAUAAACUCUGGAUUGAAAAAUCUCGCAAAGAUGCCACCAACGGGAAAUGAAUGGAGCUUUAAGGGUCUGACACAAGCAGUCUUAGCCCGAGGCGCCCACCGUGCAGUCUGGCACAUUUAUCCUGUCCUCCCUCGCUCCUUCUAAGAGAGAACUCGGAGUGGAUGAGUUAAGUCUGACUUGGGAAUCCCUUGUGUAUAUUUUCCUUUUUGUGCACUCUUCAUCUGUAUUUAACACCACCACCCCCCUUUUUUUUUAUUUUGUUCCUUGAACUCUUAGCAAUGGUAGUAUUCAGGUUGCUGGCAUCAAAUUCUUGGUUAGAGUUACGGUCUGACCACUUGACGCUCAACACUGUCUGAUCAGGGAUGGGCGAGAUGACAGCCGCGUUCUGGCGCUGCUCCGAGCUGUGGGCAUCCUGCUCCUGCCCCCCGCUGCUGCACUGGAGGACGGUGGAGAUCAGCUGCUCAGCUCCUACUCGUUCCAGCUCCUCCCCAGGCCUACCUUCGCACCUCUUGUCCUUUGACUACCUGAGGAAGGAUGAAGCUUGUCCCACAAACUUUCUCCUCUACAGGUAUAUAGGGACCCUAAAUACUCAGCCUUACCAGAAAUGCCUCUUCCCUAAACUGGUUGCAGCUGGCAGGAGACAUCAUCUGUGAGAACUUACUCAAUCAACUGCUAACGUAGUCCUUAUAAAAAGUACAUCGCAGCCCAUUUGUUCCACUUACUUAUAUCAGUUAGCCACAAAUAUUAUUAUUUGCAUGAUUUCAAGAGCUUUUUUUUUUAAAAAAAAAUACUUUCUUGUAAACAGACAGAAAUGCAAAUAGGAAAAAAAAUAAGUUGGAAAAGAAUGAGUAAGUCUCAUGAGAUGGUCAUUUUAAACUAACACAUUAUUUUUUGAUCCAAUACCUGCUAUGUCUGCGUAGCCCACAAGCGACCCUAAAAUAAGUGCUGAUGGGCAAUCUCGUGCCUGGAUGGAGCACACAUCGAUGGGGAAAGUUCAGAGCUACUGCCCAUGCUGCAUUCCACCCCGCUGACUUCCCACCGGUCUCCUGGGGUGAGGUGGAGACUGAACUGGCUGUUGUCAGUCUUGCGAACAGUUUGUGAACGCUGUGCUCAGAAAGUGGACGCAUCAAGAUGGCCGGUACCUGCUGUAGCAGUUCUUGUUAAGAAUGCUUUACAUCCAGAGAGCUAGGGUGGCAUCCAGCGCGUGAAAUAAAGGAUGCAUUGUACAGAAGGAGCAAGUACCAGAACUGACCUUGAAAGGGAAGCGCUGCACUGCAUGAAAACGUCAUUUGAUCACCCCUCUACAAAACUGGAUAUAAAUCUGCUGCUGUAUAGUCCAAGUCACGCGGAGUUUGGAGAAGGGUUUUGAUGCCAACAAGAGAAAAGGUUACAAGUCUAUAAACCCCAAAGGCAAUCGCCCCAGGUCAUUCUUCGCCUCGUAGAGAGGUUUUCUUGUAGAACGUGGUGCUAUGGGAACUACAGAUGCCAGCUUAGUCUUUGGAGAGGAGGAUGUCAUACAUGCAGCUGCAUGCAGCCUCAGCUUGCAGGGACUGCGAUUUCAGGAAGGUAACAGCUGACUGCCUGGGCUGCUGGGCAAACAACAGAAGAUGGAGGUCUUAACCAUAGAUAAACUGCAUCAGGUUGUGAAACAAAACAUUUAGCACGCAGGUCAAAAAUAUCAGUGUUUAUUAGAGUAUCUUUUAAGUCUUCUAGACUAUCUUUUUAGUCUUUGAGGCUACAGUUCCCUUGGUUCCUCUCAGCCAAAUAUUUUUUGGCUGGCGUUUCUUUCAAGUUUUGUUGCCUGUGCUUUCCCACAUGCCACAACAGCAGGACUUUGCCUUUGGAAGGCUACUGGAAGUCAGCAAUAAAAUAGCAGCUUUCACUGGAGGAUCCCAGCACUCUUUAACAGCAAGGGAAAGAUUCAUACUUCUGCUGAUCCCUGAAAUGAAUAUAGUCCUUAGUAGUUUUACUCUUUCAGAUCACCUGGGUAAGGACUCAGUGUUUUGGACACUCAGCUCCAGCUAUUUCAGGGGCAGUGUUCCCGAAUUAGGCAGG
Falco peregrinus (peregrine falcon) is the source of this 9615-nucleotide messenger RNA. RefSeq names its product protein tyrosine phosphatase non-receptor type 14 (gene PTPN14). The record is from RefSeq and is a predicted model, not a curated record. Gene Ontology annotation, cellular component: cytoskeleton. Lineage: Eukaryota; Metazoa; Chordata; Aves; Falconiformes; Falconidae. Bases 406 to 3981 code for a protein of 1191 amino acids. The transcript is spliced from 19 exons. Gene Ontology annotation, molecular function: protein tyrosine phosphatase activity. Gene Ontology annotation, biological process: protein dephosphorylation; lymphangiogenesis.